Messenger RNA from Clupea harengus (Atlantic herring), 2402 nucleotides. RefSeq names its product kinesin family member 22 (gene kif22). Gene Ontology annotation, cellular component: microtubule associated complex. The record is from RefSeq and is a predicted model, not a curated record. NCBI's taxonomy places the organism in Eukaryota, Metazoa, Chordata, Actinopteri, Clupeiformes, Clupeidae. Gene Ontology annotation, biological process: mitotic spindle organization; spindle elongation; microtubule-based movement. Gene Ontology annotation, molecular function: ATP binding; microtubule motor activity; microtubule binding.
GAAGCCUUUUCUUCAAUGCUUUACCUCAUUACGAUGCUUGGAGCCUGCUAACUUGUUGUUUCAUCGUUUAGGUCUUGGAAUUUGAAGGCGCAACACUAUAUUCCUUAAACGACUUCGUUUCCCACGACAACUUGAACAGAAAUGGCCCAGCGUGUUGGGGCGGGUGAACCCGCUGCCGGGCCGAAACGGACUUCACGGGUGCGUGUGGCUGUUCGGCUGCGGCCCUACAUGGACAAGCAGGACGAUAAGGGCGAGGGCCCUUGUGUGCGGGGGUUGGAUUCCCACAGGCUGGAGAUCGUCAACUGGAGGAAUGCCACCGAGACGCUCCACUAUGACUUCGACAUGUUCCACGACGAGAAGAGCACCCAGAAGGAGGUGUUUGUGGAGUCGGUGAAACCCGUCCUGCCUCAUAUCCUCAAUGGGCAGAAUGCCAGUGUGUUUGCAUACGGACCCACCGGAGCUGGUAAGACUCACACCAUGCUGGGCAGUCAGGAGCAGCCAGGUAUGAUCCCCAGGGCCGUGCGUGAGGUCUUCCACCUGGUCAGGGCCCAGGAGGCGAAGGAGGAUGGCUGGGAGUACGCCAUCAGCAUGUCCUACCUGGAGAUUUACAACGAGAAGGUGCUGGACCUGUUGUGUCCGAGCACCCAGGACCUGCCCAUCCGGGAGGAUAAGGACCACAACAUCCUCAUCCCCGGCCUCACCACCACGCCGCUCGCCUCCUUCUCUGAGUUCGACACGCAGUUCAUCCCAGCCAGUCUCAACCGCACCACCGCCUCCACCAAACUCAACCAGCGCUCCAGCCGCAGCCACGCCAUCCUCCUCAUCAAGGUGGUCCGAACCCGCCGUGUGCAUCCCCACCGGCAGCAGACGGGCAAACUCUACCUGGUGGACCUGGCGGGUUCCGAGGACAACCGGCGCACGGGCAAUCAGGGCAUCCGCCUGAAGGAGAGCGGCGCCAUCAACCUGUCGCUCUUCACCCUCAGCAAGGUGGUGGACGCGCUGAACGGGGCGGCGGGCGGCCGGGUGCCCUACCGGGACAGCAAGCUGACGCGCCUGCUGCAGGACUCGCUCGGCGGCUCCGCGCACUCCGUCAUGAUCACCAACGUGGCGCCCGAGUACAGCUACUACUUCGACACCUUCACCGCGCUCAACUUCGCCGCCAAGUCCAAGCAGAUCGUCAACCGCCCGUUUGUCCGCGAGACGCUCCUUCAGCCCUCUAUAGCAGUAAGUAAGAGGCCCAGGGAUCAGGGGUCCAGCAGCUCCAGUGAGCCCCAGAGAAAGAGGACCAGAGAGGGGAAGGAGAGCAAGACCGAUCCGGACAGAGUGCCCAGCUCCAGCACCAGCUGCAGCACACAGCCACAGAGCCCUUCGGAUGGCACCGUGCUGGACCGUCUGCUGGCGCUGGAGAAGAUGCUUAUGGGCACGCCAGAGAAAGAGAGGCUACACCUGCUGAAGACCGUCGCCCAGUCUCGCAAAGAGAUCGAGGAGCUGAAGGCCAAACAGAAGGAGCUGGAGACUAAAGCCAAGCAGGGGGGCAGUGCUCUCAGGGAAGACUCCCUCUUCAAGACCAAUGUGCUCCCCCUCCACAGAAAGCCCUCCUGUGCCCGGCCCAAGAAACAGCAAGCAGUCGUAUCGCCGCUACAAGUGUCACAGGUGCAUAUCCAACAGGGUGCAUUGGUGUGUAAAUCAUACAUCGCUCCUGACAAGAAGAAAAAGGAGCAGAGUGAGAUCUCGGAGGGGAAGGAGAACGGCGGCGUGGACGUGCACACGGACUGGGAGUCUCACAUGGACGCGUCCCUGAUGGAGAAGUCUCGGGAGAAGAUCCUCUCCACGCUCAACGGCGGCUCGCUCAAGGAGCUCAAGGGCCUGCAGCUCAUCGGAGACAAGAAGGCCAAACUCAUCAUGGGCUGGCGGGAGAUCCACGGCGCCUUCACGCAGGUGGAGGACCUUAAAAAGCUUGAGGGGAUCACGGCCAAGAGGUUUUCCUCCUUUUUCAAGGCCAAUAUCCUCAGCUCCAUCGGAAAGUGACCACGUCUGCAGAAUGUAUGUGUGUGUGUGUGUGUGUGUGUGUGUGUGUGCGUGUAUAUAUGUGUGCGCAUGGGUGCUUGUGUAUCUGUGACCCUGAUGGACAUCCCAGUUGCUCAAUGUUUUUUAUGCCUUUUUUAUAAUUUUUUUUAAAUUUAAUUUGGAAAAUCUUUCAAAUUCUGUACAGUUUUAUUAGUUAUUUUUAACAGUUUUAUUAAACAUGACCUAUGUCUUGUAGGACCUGUUUGCUCUGUGUCUUUGUUUUCAGUCUGUUAUAAUUCUUAUGACCGAGCAGGUGUGACAACAACGUGACUGCAACAUUAAAUCAUUGUCCACACUCUACGCAAAAAUGUUGCAAAAUAAAACCCCUCAACCAA